AUGAAUGAAACACAGCCGACCCAGUUAGCUACACAAGCUACACAGAGGUACCUUGUAGAGAAAUUCACACAAGAACAUUUAAAUGAAAACAUAGUAUUUAGAGUUAUUUGUACGACAGGACAGAUACCAAUACGAGAUUUUGAAGUUGAUCCAUUGACGGUACUGACGCAGCGGGAACCUAUCAAAAGAAAAUGGACGUUUGGCAGAAACAUAGAAUGCGAGUAUCAUUUAGGUAAUAUUACUAGGUUAUCUAAUAGACAUUUCAUGAUUAUGUUGGGGGAAGACGGGAAUCUUUUAUUGAAAGAUAUUUCUACAAAUGGGACUUGGUUGAAUGGUCAACAGAUCGAAAAAAAUACAAACCAAUUGUUAUCGCAGGGGGACGAGAUAUCGGUUGGUGUUGGUGUCACUGGAGAUGUUGUAUCUUUAGUCAUAUUCAUUAAUGACCGUUUUAAACAAAAGUUGGAGCAAUUAAAACUUCAUGGUGCUGCACAACUAACUGAUGGUAACAAUAAAAUUAGUAAAAACAUUAACAAGAAUAGUAAGAAACAAGAUAAAGAGGAAAUUUGUAGGAAUAAGAAUGGUAUAAAUGACAAUAAACUAGUUAAAAAUGGUGGGAGACCUCUUACUUCUAAUGGAGAUGCAUCCUCGGUAUUAAGACAACUUGUGACGUCCCAAGUAUCAAUAUAUGAUAAAUAUUUUAUUCAAGAUGAAGUGGUUGGACAAGGUGCGUUUGCAGUGGUGAAAAAAGCUGUUGAAAGGACCACUGGGAAGACAUAUGCAGUGAAAAUCAUAAAUCGAAGGAAAGUGAUGGGUAAUUUCGACGGUGUAGCAAGAGAAUUAGAAGUAUUGCAAAAAUUGAAUCAUCCAAGGAUAGUUCGAUUGAAAGGGUUUUUUGAGGAUGCAGAGAAUUAUUAUAUGCUAAUGGAUUUUGUAUCAGGUGGUGAUUUAAUGGAUUUUGUAGCUGCACAUGGGGCAGUUGGUGAAGAUGCAGGUAGAGAGAUUACAAGACAGAUCUUGGAAGCUGUCAAAUAUAUACAUUCGAUGGGCAUUAGUCAUAGAGAUUUAAAGCCCGAUAAUAUUUUAAUUGAACAAGACGAUCCUGUAUUGGUUAAACUAACAGAUUUCGGGUUAGCUAAAGUUCAAGGAAAUGGAACUUUUAUGAAAACAUUUUGUGGGACUUUAGCAUACGUCGCACCUGAGGUAAUCGAUGGGAGAUAUACAGAUAGUAAGAAAAAUCAGGAUUCAAAUAAAAGGAACAACAAUAUUAAUAACGAUGAUGGUGAUAAUGAUGAUGAUGAUGAUAGUGGCACUGGUGAACCCAGAGAACAUAAUGAAUAUUCAUCUCUAGUGGACAUGUGGUCGAUGGGAUGUUUGGUGUAUGUCAUAUUGACAGGACAUUUACCAUUCAGUGGUAGUACUCCACAGCAGUUAUACAAACAGAUUGGGCGUGGAUCAUAUCAUGAGGGACCGUUAAAAGAUUGUCGUAUAUCAGAUGUGGCAAGAGAUUUCAUUGAUUGUCUAUUACAAGUGAAUCCAGGCAACAGACUGACUGCAGAGAAGGCAUUAGAACAUAAUUGGAUCAAGAUGGGACAGAUUGAUAGUUAUAGUUAUGAUAAUGAAUAUGAUUCUCCGGGGUCUUCUAUGAGUGAUGUGUCUAAUAGAGUUGAGGGUAGAAGUUCUGUGAAGUCUUCUCAAGUGUCAUUAAUGGAGUCGCUUGCCCAACAGUCUAUUUUACAAAAUUAUGAUGAGAAGGAUUAUGAAUUAAUGAAAAAGAAAAAAGAAUUAAAAUUGCAACAAAUUGAAUUAGAUAAAAUCAUGGAAAAGAAAGGGUUUAAAGUACCUACUCAGCCACCAAUAAGGUUUACACAGCAACAGCAACAGCACCAAGUUCAAUCGCAGUCGCAGUCACAAUCACAGAUAAAUAGUGGUAAAGAGGUGAAACAGAGAAGGAUAGAUGAACAACAGUUGAGAAUACAAUCUCAAAGAAGAACAGAGAAUGCAGGUAAGUUUUUAACACUACAGCCACUAUUGAAAAGUAAUGAAAAGAGGAAACUAGUAAUAAAGCAAGGUAUUAACAUAUUUUUUAUUGGAAGAUCAGAAGAUUGUACAUUCCAAAUACCAGAUUCUAGAUUAUCUAGAGUGCAUUGUUUUAUCUUAAAGAAAAGGCACCCGAUAGGGAAAAGUAUAUAUGAAUCGCCAGCACAAGGGUUGGAUGAUUUGUGGUUUUGUCAUUCGGGAAGUAAUGUGAGUUAUAUAAAUGAUCAGAAGCUAGCAGCUGGAGAAAAGGUUUUGUUGCACGAUGGAGAUGAAAUCAAGAUAAUAUAUGAUCCAGCAGAAGAUUAUAUGAUUGGGUAUAAAGUAGAAAUCAAUGAUUGGACAGGUCUAUUUAAUGAUGGUGCAUCAGGUGGAUUACAGGAUAGAAUGAUAGUUCAACAAACAAAAGAUGAAUUGGAAUUAGUUAAGAAAGUUCAUGGGAUGAGGAGAAGAGGAGGAUGUAAGACAGCAGCAGCAACGUCGUCGUCGUCAUCAUCAUCGCAUACUUCAAGAAAGACAACUAAGAAAUAUCUACAAACCAAUAAGAAUCAAGAUUCAUUAUUGACAGGUUAUACGGGUAAUACAGAUAUGCUUUCAUCAUAUUCUAGCUCAUCAGUAACACCAUCAAUAGUACAAAAUAGAAAUGAGGAUGAAGAUAACAAUGUGGAAAAGGAUGGAGGACCUAGAUCACAGGAAAGAGAUUCUGACAUGCGUAAAGUAAAACGUGCUAAAUUAGACAAUACAACAAUAAUGUCAUCAGCUCCAUUUAUAGGGGAAGAAAUGUUUUAG
Molecule: messenger RNA, 2823 nt
Organism: Arxiozyma heterogenica
Lineage: Eukaryota; Fungi; Ascomycota; Saccharomycetes; Saccharomycetales; Saccharomycetaceae
Gene: RAD53
Product: serine/threonine/tyrosine protein kinase RAD53
Exons: 1
Coding region: 1-2823 (940 amino acids)
Biological process (GO): DNA replication initiation; DNA damage checkpoint signaling; protein phosphorylation
Cellular component (GO): nucleus
Molecular function (GO): ATP binding; protein binding; protein serine/threonine/tyrosine kinase activity
Source: RefSeq, a predicted model, not a curated record